This is a messenger RNA of Nymphaea colorata (pocket water lily), 1038 nucleotides long. RefSeq lists its product as uncharacterized. The transcript is spliced from 3 exons. The record is from RefSeq and is a predicted model, not a curated record. Gene Ontology annotation, biological process: translation. Gene Ontology annotation, molecular function: structural constituent of ribosome. The coding region runs from base 115 to 633 and encodes 172 amino acids. NCBI's taxonomy places the organism in Eukaryota, Viridiplantae, Streptophyta, Magnoliopsida, Nymphaeales, Nymphaeaceae. Gene Ontology annotation, cellular component: mitochondrial large ribosomal subunit; ribosome.
CGUUCAGGGAAAGCGCGAUGUCUCUCGGCGUCUGCUUCCCACUUUGGUGUCGUCUUCUUCUUCCUCCUCUGCUUCUGCGUGUGCUUCUGCUAGGGUUUAAGCGGCUUCUGGAGGAUGUCAUCUAAAAGCAUAGCAUCCCCAGCUUCAACUCUUAUCCGCCGGUUCCUGAGACCCCUUCCGUCGUCUUCUUUGUCGACGCCUCCUCCUUCUCUCUCAUCCCUCCGUCCCCAUUCCUUCCUCCGUUCGAAGGAAGGCUCUCCCCGAGAUAUCUCGGGCGUCUUCGACUCGCUUUCCCUGUCAUGUCUUCAGAUUCAUAGCGAUCUCCACAAAGAUUUGUGGUCCCCUGGGCGUAUUUGCGAGAUGGGUGCUGCUUCUCCAGCAGUCGAUGCUUUUCUUAAUUUUCCUGCAGUCGAUGAGCUUUUUCAUCCUUAUGGCGUCCCGGACUUGCGGUUCUUUCUGAACGAUGAAGGUGACUCAGAUGAAGGAAUGCUACUGCUGCCAAAAAGAACAUACCAGCCUAGCAACAUUAAGCGCAAGAGAACUCAUGGAUUUUUUGCACGAAAGGAGACGAAAGGAGGUCGGAGAGUCAUUUCCAGACGGGUGGCAAAAGGCCGACACAGAAUUACUCCUUGACAAGGCAGCAAAGGAUACCGGAACUAUUUAUGUGCCAUUGGAAAUGCAGAGACCCCAUAUGAAUGUGAACUAUUUUUUUCUGUUUACAACAAAUUUUCCUGUUCCAAAAUCGAAGGGGUUUCUGCACUAGAAGUUUCUACUCUUACCAAGCAAGCCUCUGAGCUCCAACUAAAUUUUUGCUUAUUUUGUGAUGAUUAUGAUGCCAGUGGGUUGCCAAAUGUUCAUCGCUUUGGGCAGCCUGGUUUCCUGCUUCGAUGUUCUGCGUUUCUGUCGAUCAUCCUCUUGUCUGGAUCGACCAUCUAAUAACUUUUAUUAUGACAAUAGAUCUGUAGUUCAUCAAACACAGGAUUCUGUACUCCACUGGUAAAAAUGCCUAAUCCAGCGAUCUAUGGCUCCUGCAUUCUA